Molecule: messenger RNA, 1523 nt
Organism: Trachemys scripta elegans
Lineage: Eukaryota; Metazoa; Chordata; Testudines; Emydidae
Product: pancreatic alpha-amylase-like
Exons: 11
Coding region: 138-1523 (461 amino acids)
Biological process (GO): carbohydrate metabolic process
Molecular function (GO): alpha-amylase activity; cation binding
Source: RefSeq, a predicted model, not a curated record
UCCUUUUGUGUUCCAUCUCUUUCAAGUGUUACCAAGCCAUGGGAAGAAGCAAUGUGAUCAACAGGACUGUUGAACAGUUUUGAAUCCAAGAAAAGCUAUUCAAUUCCCUGGUUAUAACAGCAUGAGCAUAAAAAUCCAUGAGAAGAGCACAAGCUAUUACGGAAAGAACCAUGAAGGUCUUUCUUCUGCUAGCAGCCAUUGGACUUUGUUCGGCGCAAUACAACCCAAAUACAAAACCUGGGAAGAUGUCUAUUGUCCACCUGUUUGAAUGGCGUUGGGCUGACAUUGCUCUUGAAUGUGAACGGUAUUUAGCACCCAAUGGAUUUGGUGGAGUUCAGAUAUCUCCUCCAAAUGAAAAUAUUGUCAUUACUAACCCAUGGAGACCCUGGUGGGAAAGAUACCAGCCAAUCAGCUAUAAUCUAUGUACACGAUCUGGAAAUUAUGAUGAAUUUAAAGACAUGGUGACCAGAUGCAACAAUGUUGGAGUUCAUAUUUAUGUGGAUGCUGUAGUCAACCACAUGUGUGGAUCUGGUGCUGGCUCUGGUAAUAGAUCUACUUGUGGAAGCUAUUUCAAUGCAGAGACCAGAGAUUUUCCUGCUGUGCCAUACUCAGCCUGGGACUUUAACGAUGGCAAAUGUAAAACUGGAAGUGGAGACAUUGAAAAUUACCAUGAUGUGACUCAGGUCCGUGACUGUCGCCUUGUCAGUCUUCUUGAUCUUGCCCUGGAGAAGGACUAUGUGCGCUCGAAAGUUGCUGAAUACAUGAACGAACUUAUUGAUAUUGGUGUGGCAGGCUUCAGAAUUGAUGCUUCCAAGCAUAUGUGGCCUGGGGACAUGACAGCAAUUUUAGACAAACUGAAAAAUCUAACUAAAACAUGGUUUUCCAAUGGAUCGAGACCUUUCAUUUACCAAGAGGUAAUUGACUUGGGUGGAGAGCCAAUAAAAAGCAGUGAAUACUUUGGAACUGGCCGAGUGACUGAAUUCAAAUAUGGUGCCAAACUGGGUACAGUGAUCCGCAAAUGGAAUGGAGAAAAGAUGGCCUAUUUAAAGAAUUGGGGAGAAGGCUGGGGUUUUAUGCCCUCUGACAUAGCCCUUGUCUUUGUGGAUAAUCAUGACACCCAAAGGGGACAUGGUGCUGGGGGAGCUUCUGUUCUAACCUUCUGGGACUCCAGACUAUAUAAAAUGGCACUUGGCUUUAUGCUUGCUCAUCCUUAUGGAUUUACACGUGUUAUGUCAAGUUACCGCUGGCCAAGAUAUUUUCAGAAUGGAAAGGACAUUAAUGAUUGGGUGGGACCACCAAGCUCUGAGGAUGGAUCAACCAAACCUGUUACAAUUAAUCCAGACUCCACUUGUGGCAAUGACUGGGUCUGUGAACAUAGAUGGCAUCAAAUAAAGAACAUGGUUAUUUUCCGUAAUGUGGUUGAUGGCCAGCCUUUCUCAAACUGGUGGGACAAUGACAGCAAUCAAGUGGCUUUUGGGCGUGGUAAUAGAGGAUUAAUCGUCUUUAAUAAUGAUGACUGGUAA